AUGGGUACGGCGGAGCUCAAGGUCACGAUGAUUACAGAAGACAAUCUAGGUGCGACGAUGCGACUAGAAGCAUUCAGCGACGCCGACUUUGCCGCCGACAAGACGGAUCGGAAGUCAAUGACGGGCGGCAUCGUGAUGCUGAACGGGAUGGCCGUCAGAUGGGGUGCGCGGAAGCAGGGAGGCGUCCUUCUGUCGACGAUGGAGGCGGAAUUUGUUGCGGCGAGUGAGGUGGCGCGCGAGCUGCUCGGCCUGCGUAAGAUGUUGUGCGAAGUGGGCGUAGAGCCCGCGCUUCCGAUGCAGUUGCGGGUGGACAACCAAGCGGCGAUCGCGCAGAUCGCGGGAGAGGCAUCGUCGCUAACGGCAAAACAUGUGGAUGUGCGACUUAAGUUCCUUUGCGACUACUCGCGUCGCGGUAUCAUCACGGCGAGCUAUGUCAGGUCGGAGCAGAUGCUCGCAGACCUCCUUACGAAGGCGUUGGACGCGACGAAGCUCUCGACACUGCGCGCACUCGUGCGCAUUGGUUAA
Peronospora matthiolae is the source of this 525-nucleotide messenger RNA. Lineage: Eukaryota; Oomycota; Peronosporomycetes; Peronosporales; Peronosporaceae. The record is from the annotation of a GenBank genome assembly.